Messenger RNA from Mytilus trossulus (common blue mussel), 508 nucleotides. RefSeq lists its product as uncharacterized. The coding region runs from base 57 to 413 and encodes 118 amino acids. The transcript has 3 exons. The record is from RefSeq and is a predicted model, not a curated record. Lineage: Eukaryota; Metazoa; Mollusca; Bivalvia; Mytilida; Mytilidae.
UCAUAACAGUGUCACAGUAAUAUUAUAUCGUCCGUUUUAACGCUUGGCAAAUCACGAUGUUGAAGGAAAUAUGUUUAUUCUUAGUGGUUUCUAUUUCAAUCGUUUCUUCAGUAAAGAUUCAAUGUAGACAUGACACAGAAUGUGGUUCAGACGAGUGCUGCUAUUAUCAUGAAGGUCCAAUUGUUGUGAGCAAGAAAAGAGAGUCCAUUUUACCAUUCUCUAGUAUGAUUCAAGGCGGGUGGUGUGAAAAGUACAAAACUGAAGGUCAGUCGUGCAGCGGCAUUGCUAAGAUGAAUGGUCAUUGUGAGUGUGGACCUGGCCUGACUUGUACUGUUACUGUCAGCACACAUACAUCUUUUCAAAAACGAAAGGGAUUGCCAGCUACAUGCGUUCAAACUCAAACAAAAGGUUAAUGAUCAGCUAUAGCUAUGCAUUGGGAGAUUCGUCUUAUACACAUAAACACUGUAAUAAUUAAAAUAAAAUAUACCUUGUGCAUAGGUAAAGUCAA